Molecule: messenger RNA, 4375 nt
Organism: Pogoniulus pusillus (Red-fronted tinkerbird)
Lineage: Eukaryota; Metazoa; Chordata; Aves; Piciformes; Lybiidae
Gene: MASTL
Product: microtubule associated serine/threonine kinase like
Exons: 12
Coding region: 15-2732 (905 amino acids)
Biological process (GO): peptidyl-serine phosphorylation; intracellular signal transduction
Molecular function (GO): protein serine/threonine kinase activity; ATP binding
Source: RefSeq, a predicted model, not a curated record
CGCCGCGCCGAGACAUGGGGAAGGUGCGGCUGGCGGCAGAGGAGGAGGGGGCCGCUGCUGAGAUUGCUGCUGCCGCCGCCGGCCCGAGGCGCAUCGAGGUUCCCCGGCCCCCCUCCAUCGAGGAGUUCACCAUCGUGAAGCCCAUCAGCCGCGGCGCUUUCGGGAAGGUGUACCUGGGCCGCAAGGCAGGGAGGCUCUAUGCCGUGAAGGUGAUGAAAAAAGCAGACAUGAUCAACAAAAACAUGGUUCACCAGGUCCAGGCAGAGCGGGAUGCACUGGCUCUCAGUAAAAGUCCUUUCAUUGUGCACUUGUACUACUCACUUCAGUCAGCUAAUAACAUCUAUUUAGUGAUGGAGUACCUUAUUGGUGGAGAUGUCAAAUCUCUUCUCCAUAUUUAUGGAUAUUUUGAUGAAGACAUGGCUAUCAAGUAUAUUUCUGAAGCAGCACUGGCUCUAGACUACCUUCACAGGCAUGGGAUAAUCCACAGGGAUCUGAAGCCAGACAAUAUGCUCAUUUCUAAUCAGGGCCAUAUAAAGUUGACAGACUUUGGACUUUCCAGAGUUACUCUGAACAGAGAGAUAAACAUGAUAGAUAUCCUUACUACACCAUCAAUGGCAAAGCCAAAACAAGACUACUCGCGUACUCCAGGACAAUUGUUGUCUCUCAUCAGUUCUCUGGGGUUUUAUACUCCUGUUGGAAUGAAAAUGCCAGAGCACAAUUCAAGUCAAUCAUCGGACAAUCUGCAUGGACUGCUUUCCCCCUUACCUACCAUCCCAAAGGAAACUACCCCUCUUUCCAGUAAAUUAUUCAAAACAUGUCUUGAUCCUUCUCAAUUAACUCCUGUGAUGCCAGCGAGAAGUUUAACUGCCUCUCUACUGCAGUCAAGAAGAAGGUUUGGUACCUCUGGUGGCAGCAGUCAUUCACACACCUCCCUGUCCGGUAUGGAAUCAGAGUGCUGCAGCAGCCCCAGGUGGGAGAGAGAUGUAGAGCAAGGUGAGGAUGAACUACGUUCUGCAACAGGCAAACCAGCUCUCCUUUCCAGCGCAGAAUUCCUGAACAGCAAAGGUCUUAUAAACUUAAUGAAGAAAGAGAUGGAGUCUGCCAUUUCUGCCUUCAGCACCAAUGAUUCUAGCAAGCACCAGCUGGGAAGUGAAUAUUCAUAUGUAACAGAUACUCCUGUGACCACACUGGAUGUGAAAGGCAUAGCCAGAAAAUGUCUUUCUGAAAAUGAGGUUUGGGAAGAAAAGCACUUUUUAAAUAAAGGAGAGAGGACUAAUGAAACAGCAGAAACUUCCAAUCAGCAGAAGUCUCCUUUGGGGCAGAAUGAGCCUGUCAAGCCUAUCAAAGAGGAAGACAUUUUUGAAAAGCCAGGUGUGAAGAGAAGCUUUUCAUUAGUGGACACCAGUCCUGGUCAGGAGCUUAACUAUGUCAAAAAAAGCAAUGCAGAAUACAAGCGAGGCUGUCAGAUCUCAGAGUUUCCAGCAAGCAAAAGGACAGGUUUGACAGCAGAAAUUGAAUCCUUAAUGCUCUGUGAGGAUGGAAACCUACAUGACCCCUGCAAAAGCAAGGAGGAAAUGAAGAGUUCUGCUGGUAAUCAGCAAACAGUUAAAAACUCACUUACUCCAACUAUAGCCAAAAAUCUCCUUUGUGAUCUGGAUGCAGGCUGUGACAAGCAGGAUGGAAAAGAGUAUCUGAAUUCGAGUUUCUUGGGCACUGAUGAUGACAAACCUUUAGGAAUCCUCAGUGCAGAUUCUGAGUUAGCAUUUCCAGAAAUGUCUGUUACAGAAGGCCAUUUAGAAAAGCAGCUUUCAGAUUUGGACAGAAGUGUGAAAGACCUCUCCUUUGAGGAACCAAAGGCAGAAGGUGUGCUGGUGACAUCACCAGAGCCUCGAGAUGUCUUGCAAAAUGGAGAGGAAGCACAUGCUGCCCAGGACAGCAAGCUCUUACAUGUUGAAAAGGAUAAUGACAAAAACCAUAUGAAAGAAACAUCCCUUGAUGCAGUAUCUUCUCCUCCAGAAAAGGUCAUGGAAGCACUGAGUGCCUUCAAAAAAAAUGCUGUUGUGUUUCGUAGCUAUAAUAGUCCAAUUAAUGUAUCCAACAUAUCUGAGCCGUGCAGCAUGGCUUCCUUAGACAUAAUGGAUCUUUCACCUGCUUGUAGUGGCUCUUACCCAACUGCUUUUACUCCAUUACAGAAAGGAAGACCCUACAUGGUCUAUCAGACGCCUCAUCAGGGAGAUGCUGGUGCACCACACAGGACUCCAAAGAGUGUAAGAAGAGGAGCUGCCCCAGUGGAAGGUGAACGCAUCCUAGGCACUCCAGACUACCUGGCACCUGAGCUGCUUUUGACAAAAUCUCAUGAUUCUGCUGUCGACUGGUGGGCCCUUGGAGUCUGCCUGUUUGAGUUUCUAACUGGAGUUCCACCUUUUAAUGAUGAAACCCCCACACAAGUCUUCCAAAACAUUUUGAGAAGAGAUAUUCCCUGGCCUGAGGGUGAGGAGAAGCUGUCUGAUAAUGCCCAGAACGCAAUAGACAUUCUUCUGACCAUUGACAGCACAAAGAGAGCUGGUUUGAAGGAACUGAAGCAGCAUCCCCUUUUCCAUGGUGUGGACUGGGAUAAUCUACAGAACCAAGCAAUGCCCUUCAUACCUCAGCCAGAUGAUGAAACUGAUACCUCCUACUUUGAAGCCAGGAACAAUGCUCAGCACCUGACUGUGUCUGGGUUUAGUUUAUAGCCUCAAGCUAAGUGAAGUGCUCUGGUUUUGCACACUUGCAGGUUGUCCUGUAACACUAGUCUGAAUUACAUUUCCUUGUCAGAUGCAGAGCUGUUUUAUCAGUCUGUUUUUAUUGUUGUAUCCUUUAUUCUGAAGGGAAGCUACUGUACAGAACUUGGCUGGUAUCAAGUGUCUUCAUGCUAUUCCCUUGCUGCACCUUGCUAAGAUGCCAGUGUGUUGUAUUCCUUGGAACAAUGAUGUGGCUUCCAAACUCUGGUUAGGAAAUGUGAAGUUACAUCCUAGUUAAACCUGACAGGGAGAAGAUUUAAGUGCAUACUAAUUAUUUAAGUCACUUACUGGUGGCUCAGGUGCUGGCGGCCUGGUCUGGGAGCAGCCCUUUCUGCCCAGUGUAAAUCUCCACUGAGCAGAACUGAUGUUUCUGUUGGAGAUUGCAAAUGGAAAUCAACACAGCAUGGAAACUUCUUACUUCUGUGUUUUAACCCUUGCUGGAUAAGCUUGAGCCAGGCAGCGUUGUCCCAGGUUAGCUAAGCUAGCUGUGGCAUGUGAGAUAGCAGUAGUCCCUAGUCCUGAUGGUUGUUAUCCUUUCCUGGAUAAAAGGGGCAGGGAAGAGGAUAUGUGGAGCAAGUCUGCUUAGCAAAUGCUGUGUUUCAGUUCCUGCACUGUAACCAUGUGUGCUGUAUGAAGAGGGGCUGAAGGUUUUAGCACCUGUUUGUUUAAAGUAGAAGAUGCUGUGUCUGUGCUCACUCUUGUCAGAUGAUAGAAAACAAUCGGCCAGGUGUUAGCUAACAAGUGGAGUAUUAGUCAUACUGAAGCCACUACAUAGUAAAGACUGUCAUGCAUUGCAAGUUCAGGCUGCUCUGCACACUCCCAACCAGAUGCUGGAUUUUUACCUGAACUCAAGUGACAAGGGCAGUCUCUGGAUAAAAUCCUCAGGAGAGGGGAGUGUAUUUAAACUGACUUGUAAAUGCAACACAGCCUGACCUCUGCCAGGCUUUAGAUGUACCCACAAAUAAAGUUCUACCUUCUGUAUCUUUCUUGCACAGGUAUCUUCCUCAGCUGACUUAGUGAAGGUUUAGUUUUUCAGGUUUGUGCCUGGCAGUUGCACUUGCCUAGACGGUGGUGCCAGUGGGCAUGUGCCAAGCACUUUGCUAGUGGUUUUGGCUAAGUGCUUUGAAGUAUCAUGAGCUGACCUCUCCCUUCAUUGCCACGCUUCCUGCAAGGCAGGAUUUACUGAUGGAAUUCUGAGGAAGCAGUGUCUGCUAGGUUUUCUGCUGUCCCUUCAGGUAGCUGGGAAAGGAAGAGGAAGUGGGAGAGAAAAAGGACGCUUCCUGCAAGAACCAAGAGAGCUAAUUCCUAGUACUGGAGUUCUGUUCUCUGAUCCUAGCUGUGACAGUUUGUCACACAGAAUAGCAGUCUUCUGUUAACUUACUGCCACUAAUUUGCUGUUAGGCUCACCUAGAAUGUGCAAUGUUUGGAGGCCAAGAUACCAAAAUGCUGCCACAUCUGAAGCUUUCAGCUUCUAGCUAGAGCACAAUCUGGUCUAUCUGUGGUUAGUGAAAAGCCACUCCUUCCCUAUUGCAUUCUCAAAGAAUUAACCUUAAACACUAUGUAAAUCUACAAUAAAAUACUGCAGUUCUGCUGGG